Molecule: messenger RNA, 1574 nt
Organism: Copidosoma floridanum
Lineage: Eukaryota; Metazoa; Arthropoda; Insecta; Hymenoptera; Encyrtidae
Gene: SerRS
Product: Seryl-tRNA synthetase
Biological process (GO): seryl-tRNA aminoacylation
Molecular function (GO): serine-tRNA ligase activity; ATP binding
Source: RefSeq, a predicted model, not a curated record
UGCAUAGUGUCUGCUGCUGUUUCUUCUGCUUGUCUAUAUCAUUAUUGAAAUAUAUUUAUAAAGUGUUGCCUGUGAUAAUGGUGCUGGACCUAGAGCUCUUCCGCGAGGACAAGGGUUUCGAGCCCGAGAAGGUGCGGGAGAACCAGCGCAAACGCUUCAAGGAUGUCGGCCUCGUCGACACGGUUAUCGACAAGGACAAGACCUGGAGGCAGCUGCGCCACCGGGCCGACAACCUCAACAAGCUCAAGAACGUCUGUAGCAAGGAGAUCGGAGAAAAAAUGAAGCGCAAGGAGCCCCAGCCGGCUGCCGACGAAGCAGGGGACGCAGUCCCCCAACACAUAGCCCAGGAUCUCGACGCCCAAGUGACCCCGGAUAACCUCAAGACGCUCAGCGUCGCCCAGAUCAAGAAGCUACGUGUCCUCAUCGACGAGGCUAUAGCCGAAAACGCGCGCGAGCUCGAGCGAACCGAGGCUGUAAGGAACGAAGCCCUCAGGGAGGUCGGCAAUCACCUGCACAGCUCGGUCCCCGUCAGCAACGACGAGGACGAGAACAAGGUGGAGAGGACAUACGGAGAUUGCAUGCAGAGAAAAAAGUACUCUCACGUGGAUCUUAUUCACAUGAUUGACGGCAUGGAUGGGGAACGAGGCUCUGCAGUUGCAGGUGGAAGAGGAUAUUUUUUGACUGGCCCUGCUGUUUUCUUGGAGCACGCUCUUAUCCAGUUGGCUCUCAGAAAGUUAUUUGACAGAGGCUACAAGCCUCUGUACACGCCAUUUUUUAUGCGAAAAGAUGCAAUGCAGGAAGUUGCACAGCUAUCCCAAUUUGAUGAAGAACUGUACAAGGUGAUAGGAAAAGGCAGUGAGAAAGGAGAAGAAAAAGAUUUGGAAGAAAAGUAUUUGAUUGCUACUUCUGAGCAACCUAUAGCAGCGUUCCAUAGGGGAGAAUGGAUUCCUGAGACUUCGCUACCCAUCAAGUAUGCUGGUUUAUCUACGUGCUUCAGGCAAGAAGUGGGUUCUCAUGGACGUGACACGAGAGGAAUCUUUAGGGUCCACCAGUUUGAAAAGGUGGAACAAUUUUGUCUCACUUCGCCACAUGACAAUAAGUCGUGGGAAAUGAUGGAAGAGAUGAUUAGAAAUGCAGAAGAUUUUUAUCAAGAAUUGAACAUACCCUAUCGAAUUGUAAAUAUAGUAUCGGGUGCUUUGAAUCACGCUGCUUCAAAAAAACUCGAUUUGGAAGCAUGGUUUCCUGGAUCUGGUGCGUUCAGGGAACUUGUGUCUUGCAGUAAUUGCUUGGAUUAUCAGGCUAGACGUCUGCUGGUUAGGUAUGGUCAAACUAAAAAAAUGAAUGCCGCCGUCGACUAUGUGCACAUGUUAAAUGCAACCAUGUGUGCAGUAACUCGAGUGAUAUGUGCUGUUCUAGAGAUAAACCAAACAGAAACUGGGAUUCAAGUUCCAAAAGCCAUAGCUCAAUUUAUGCCAACACAAUACCAAGAGGAAAUACCUUUUGUUAAACCUGCCCCAAUCGAUGAGACGGAAACGAAAAAACAAAAAAAACAAAAAGAAAAUCAGAUCAAAUAG